Molecule: messenger RNA, 2073 nt
Organism: Tripterygium wilfordii
Lineage: Eukaryota; Viridiplantae; Streptophyta; Magnoliopsida; Celastrales; Celastraceae
Product: protein NUCLEAR FUSION DEFECTIVE 4
Exons: 3
Coding region: 170-1882 (570 amino acids)
Biological process (GO): transmembrane transport
Cellular component (GO): membrane
Molecular function (GO): transmembrane transporter activity
Source: RefSeq, a predicted model, not a curated record
UUUAGAUUUAAUUUUUUUAGUAGAUUUGAUUGAUACUACAAUUAAAUGAUUAAUAUUGGUAUUGAUUUCUCUGAAUCUGGGGAAGUAGACACAUAUUCCUCUUUCUGAGGAGUAGACAAAAACAGUACACAAAUUCAGCCGGACGCUAUUCUUCCAAAUCAAUCAAAGAAUGCCGGAUCAACCGCAAGUUCUGAAAGCAGGAAGCAGGCCACCAUGGGUGGGAUUAGCAGCAGCUGUAUGGGUUCAGAUAUCGGCAGGGAACGGCUAUAACUUCCCACUUUACUCUUCUGCAAUAAAAUCCGUGUUGGGUUUUACCCAGCAACAAAUCACUAUACUUGGAGUGGCAAAUGAUUUUGGAGAGAGUGUGGGGAUUCUUCCUGGAAUUGCCUGUAACAAGUUUCCUAUAUGGAGCGUACUUCUUGUUGGCGUUGUUGCUUGUUUCUUGGGCUAUGGUGUUCUCUGGUUAGCCAUUACUGAGACUGUUCAGGGUUUGCCUUAUUGGGUGUUGUGGAUUGCGCUUGUUAUUGCCACUAAUAGCAAUGCAUGGUUUGGGACUGCUGUACUUGUAACCAAUAUGAGAAAUUUCCCUUUCAGCAGGGGCACUGUUUCUGGUAUUCUCAAAGGGUACGUUGGCCUUGCUGCGGCAGUAUAUACAGUCGUGUACAAUAUGGUGCUCAAAGAUUCUGCCUCAAAACUUAUGUUGUUUCUUGCUAUUGGCAUUCCCAUUUUAUGUCUAGCCUUGAUGUAUUUUAUUCGACCUUGCACACCAGCUUCUGGAGAAACGGACUCUUCCGAGGACGUUCAUUUUGUUUUCACCCAAAUUGCUAGUGUUAUCCUAGGCAUCUAUCUUGUGAUAGUCACGAUAACAAGUGACUUGGUUUCUCUAAGUGAUGUUGUCUCCUACCUAUUGGUUGCCAUAAUGGUUAUCCUUCUUUUAUCUCCUCUCGGAAUUCCUAUCAAAAUGACUCUUUUCCCUGCAAAUACGAAGAAAAAACAAAGUUCUCGAGUUGAUUCUUCAGACCAAUUGGCUGAUCAAGAUGGAAAUUCGACCCAAUAUGAACCUCUGUUGGCUCCAUCCUCGUCAGAGACACAUCUUGGAAGUUUUAAUGACAGCGACGAUGCAUCAGAUAUGGAAACACUUCUUGCUGUUGGGGAGGGGGCAGUAGUGAAGAAGAAAAGAAGACCAAGAAGGGGGGAGGAUUUCAAAUUUCGCGAGGCCUUUAUCAAGGCUGAUUUUUGGCUGCUCUGGAUCGUCUACUUUCUUGGUGUUGGUUCUGGGGUCACAGUUCUCAAUAAUUUGGGUCAAAUUGGCAUUGCAUUUGGUGUUGAUGACACAACAAUAUUGUUGUGUAUAUUCAGCUUUUGCAAUUUCGCUGGUCGGCUUGGCGCAGGUGUUGUUUCUGAACAUUUUGUCAGGUCAAAAACACUUCCUCGAACAUUUUGGAUGACAUGCACACUAAUACUGAUGGUCAUAACAUUUGUCUUGUAUGCAUUAGCUCUCAAUGGUACUCUCUACAUUUCAACAGCUCUGCUCGGUGUAUGCUACGGUGUUCAGUAUUCUAUAAUGGUCCCAACCGUCUCUGAGCUCUUCGGCCUGAAACAUUUUGGAGUAAUAUACAACUUUAUGCUGCUAGGCAAUCCUAUUGGUGCGCUUCUCUUUUCUGGUAUACUCGCUGGUUAUGUAUACGAUGCUGAAGCUGCAGUGCAGGGCAGCUCUAUCUGCUUGGGUCCAAAUUGCUUCAGGUUGACAUUUCUAGUAUUAGCUGGCAUAUGUGGAUUAGGAACAAUUUUGAGCAUAAUUUUGACUGUUAGGAUAAGGCCGGUUUAUCAAAUGCUUUACGCCGGAGGCUCGUUCCGUCUUCCCCAGACUUCAGGUCACUGAUAAGCAGAAACCAAAGGCUCCCAUUGAAGUUGAUUUUAGGCUUUGCUUUUAGUUCCUUAUCAGACCUUGCAUUAGCUUUAGCGGUAUGAGACCAUAAUCCAUUGUAUUUCACUUGUUGAAUCAGCCCUUAGAGGGGAUACAAACCUUAUGUACAUUUCAAUGCAAGUGGGAAACUUCUGUGUGCGCGAGUA